Sander lucioperca (pikeperch) is the source of this 7091-nucleotide messenger RNA. It is a transcript of the gene hs6st3b, whose product is annotated as heparan sulfate 6-O-sulfotransferase 3b. Gene Ontology annotation, cellular component: membrane. Lineage: Eukaryota; Metazoa; Chordata; Actinopteri; Perciformes; Percidae. The transcript has 2 exons. Gene Ontology annotation, molecular function: heparan sulfate 6-sulfotransferase activity. The coding region runs from base 895 to 2208 and encodes 437 amino acids. The record is from RefSeq and is a predicted model, not a curated record.
CUUUGAAUUGGCUCUCCUAACAAUAACCUACUGUCUUUGAGCAUAUAUUAGACAUUAAUUUGGACUAUGUGACUAUAUCCUUACACUGCAACUAUAGAUAGUGUGCCAUCUCUUGUAUCAUCAAAGGUCACACUCGGAUGAAUGCGUUUAAUAAAGUUACAGCGGAUUUGGUAUUUAGCCCAUAUGUGCUUGAAUCUCCAUGUUGUAUUCAGUGUCCGUGUGGGCUUCUGGCUUUUGCAGUGUUUAACACGAUUAUGGGAUGGACAGGAAUGGGAUAGAGCUCUCCCAGCCCAACCACGACGAGAGCAUAACGCGUAUUUGUCGGCUCGGAUGCAGCAGCAUCCUCUCAAAAGCACUGCUUCAGCACAGUCAGUCAGACCGCCCAACCCGUCGAGGAUGCUGCUGGAGGACCCAGCCCGACAGUCCGAACCGUGACACGUUUCUGCUGAAGUAAGUCUAUCGCCAAAAACGAAACACACUGCGAUUUAGACUGGGGUCAGCACGAGAGAAAAAAAUAAAGAAGGGGGGAAACUAUAAAGUAUCAUCAGCUGCCUAAUUUUGAACUUGAUACCGGAGUAUGGGAGUCGUCGGCAUGGAUGCACCUCUACACCGGCUUUAGAAGUUGGACAGCCAGAAAUGUGAAUGCCAUGACUCUUGACUUUGGACAAGAUUUCCAGCGCAGUGCAGACGGCAGUAUUAUAGAAUCCAAAAGGUGGACUUCUCCUUUUGUCCAGAUUACCGGAGGGUGUUAUCUGAUCAACAUGUGGCACCUAAAUCAUAGGCACCUUUAGUCUUUUUCUGAGGCAUGGAGCAUUAAGCUAUUGAUCCCCGAAGAACCCAUCAAGGUGCUACUUAUUAUUCAAAGUAAUGGAAUGAAGACAAUAUCUUGAUAUAAUGGAUGAUAGGUCCAGUAAGCUCAUCUUGGUUCCUAUUUUAGCUGUCCUUUUUGUUAUGAUAGGUUAUCAGUACAUAUGUCCCGCUGGCAGUAAUUCGUGCCACUUUAAGACUGGGGAGAAAUUAAGAGGGGUAAGCCUACUUUCCAACCCGUACCAGGAAAGCGAUGAUUUCUACAGAGAUCAAGACCUGGAGGAUGAAAGCCCUCCUAAACUACCGUCAAAAUUCAACUUCACCGAAAGAGACCUUGACAGACACGUGGAGUUCAACAUCAAAGGGGACGACGUGAUAGUGUUUUUGCACAUCCAGAAGACCGGGGGAACCACUUUCGGGAGACACUUGGUGAGGAAUAUUCGCUUGGAGCAGCCGUGCGACUGCAAGCCCGGACAGAAGAAAUGCACAUGUCACCGACCAGGGAAAGAGGAGUCUUGGCUCUUCUCCCGGUUCUCCACUGGCUGGAGCUGCGGACUUCAUGCAGACUGGACCGAGCUUUCGAACUGUGUACCUGUCAUUAUGGAUAAGAAGGAGGCCCAGAGAAAUAAAAGGAACUUCUACUACAUCACCAUGCUGCGAGACCCAGUCUCCCGCUACCUGAGCGAGUGGAAGCACGUCCAGCGCGGAGCCACGUGGAAGACCGCCCUCCAUAUGUGUGAUGGACGCUCGCCCACGCAGGACGAGCUGCCCACCUGCUAUAGUGGGGAUGACUGGUCCGGUGUCACCCUGACUGAGUUCAUGAACUGCCCGUCCAACCUGGCCAAUAACCGGCAGGUCCGCAUGUUGGCUGACCUGAGCUUGGUGGGCUGCUACAACUUAUCCUCUAUGAAUGAGAGCCAGCGUAACCACAUCCUUUUGAGCAGUGCCAUGAGCAACCUGAAGAACAUGGCUUUCUACGGCCUGACUGAGUUUCAACGCAAGACGCAGUACCUGUUUGAGCGGACGUUCAGCCUGCGCUUCAUUUCCGCUUUCAUGCAGAUCAACAGCACGCGAGCUGCCAACGUGGACCUGAGCGAGCCCGUGCGCAGGCGCAUCGAGGAGCUCAACUAUUUGGACGUGCAGUUGUACGAGUACGCGAAGGACCUGUUCCUCCAGCGUUUCCAGUUCACCCGCCAGAGGGAGCACCAGGAGGUGCGCUUGAAGAGGCGCGAGGAGAGGCGUUGGCUGAGGGAGCAAAAAGAGCAGGGCAGGCCAUGGCCAGCCAAACACAGAGGGGGAGGAAAUGGAGGCGGAAGAAGGGAAGGAGGGUUGGAGAAAGGGACUGACGGUGACUUCCCCACCACCACUGAGGACUACACAAGCCAAGUGGCCCGUUGGUGAGGCUCUGAUCGAAAGAGAGAGGAGCAAGAGAGAGAUUCCUCACAGACUUGUUUAAACCUUUGACUCUCUCUUUCACACAUCCUUAGACUCUCUCUUUCUUUCUCACCAUUAAUCUGUCUCCUGCAUCUGUCUGUUUCUCAGCUUCAGUGUGAUCCUAGUGCUCUGCUGUUUCUUUAUGAAGACUGUCAAGUAUGUGAGUCUCACAGUAGCUCUGCCUUGGAGUGCCCUUUGGUGUCUUAAAUCUUUAAAUGCUGUUUAUACAUUUUUUUAAUAGGCUACAUUCAUUUCAUUACAUUCAUUUGAUUUUUGCCUUGGUUAUUUAUAAUGUGUUGUAUAAUAAGAGUGAAAGAAAAAAAACAUUCAAAAGAAGCUGCAACAGACUGCAUUGCUUUUAAUUUUGACAUUCAAAGCAACUUUGAUGAAUGUUAUUAUAGUCUUUGUUGCAACGGGUACAAAACCAUUUGAAAGGUGUAGUUGUAGAAGAACUGAUGGUUGCAUGUCACACAUCCACACUAUACUGACAAUUGGGGAGAGGGAUUCCCAAAAGGUAUGCAGUACUGUAAGCCAAAGUUUAUAAAAACACAAUGUAUUUAUUGUAUUUUUAUUUCAUGACAAUGAAACCCUCUCUAAAUACCAUGUUGUAUGCAUGCAAUGCCCAUGUUUUAAACCAAAUUUUAGAAGACUAUGUCUGAUGCUUAUAUUUUGGUUCCAAUAGAUAUUAUUUUCUCAAGUGAUAUACUGUACCUAGCAGACAUUAACACGUCUCCCUCCCAAAGAUAACAUGCACACACAAAGCUAAAAUCACACAGUCACAUCUUGCUGAUCAAAAUAACUAUAUCGUUCCCCGUACAGUGGGAAGAACAUUUUGCUUUUUACAUGAGAAAAGGAAAGUUCUUUGUGAUGAGAAAGGCAUAUUUUGUGAGUAAUUCAUUUUUGAAGUAGUGGGUUCCAGGGAUAAAAAGUUGGUAAAUAGUACAGGUGAUGAAAUGUGUCAGUGUGGCUGGUGUGUGGCCGGACUGUGAAUUAGAUGAUCAGCAUUCAGCUCUCACGGCCCUCCCCGUUACACUGGCUGCUUUUACAUGUUUGUAGAGCUGAGGGCAACUGCACUGUGGGCAGCAAAAACACUUUAAUGCCAGCAGAGCGCCAGCCCACAAAGACCAGCCUCAAAGCAGAUAGUCGAGAAAUAAAACAUGUCUGUCAUUUCCUCUGCCCGAUAGUUUCCAGUCCCUCAAAUCCAAUCAGCGCGGCAAUAUAUGAAGAUGAAAGAGAGCUCGUUUUAUCUGCUUAAAUAGGCUUCAGUGAUGCUUUUUAUGCCUCUUAUCUCAUAUUUACUAAAAUCCCUGCUUAUCAAAUUAAAUGUUAACUAAAUGUCAACAUUGAAGUGGUAGAGCUGCUGCUAUUUUCAGUCAUUUAUCAUGUUUCUUCUCAUAUUGAAGUUACUUAUAAAUACCUCAGAUGGCAAAGUUUGGUUUUAUUUUAAGGAAUCACCUGUGUUUUGUCUUGAGUGAUUCAUUCAGCUCGUUCAGUGAAUGUGUUGAAUGAAUACAGGUUUGAGCUGUCAGGAGUUGUAUGGGUGCACUUGUCUGUACGGAUGCACUUAGUCUGAGUUCACUGAGUGUGUGGAUGGAUGGAAAAGAACAAAGACUAGGUGUAUAGCACAUUGAUAACACUUGAGCUAAAGCUCUGAAUAUUUAAUCACUGUGUAGAAUUUGUAGCUGAAUUCAUGAAGUUUGUGUUGUAGCAGUGACCUAGAUUGGUGACAAAAGUUUAUUUCAUGUCAAAUGAUUGUAAAGGUUUAUUUGGGAUCUUUUUUCUGUCCAUUUUAUACUCUAUACAUUUCAAAGGCACUUUAAACUAAAGCUAGAGUAUUGCCAACUUUACAACAUGAAAAUGUUGCUAAUGUUUUAUCAAGAAUAAUCCGUUAAAUGCUUCAUUCUGCUAUAUAACAUUAAAUAUUUCUGACUAAAUAAACAACAAUAAAAGUUUGGGGUGAAAACAACAUUUUUGUUUAUUAUUAAUUAAUUAUUAAUUUAACCUUCAGAAACUCGAUGUGGGUGUGGUCUGAUCAGAUUUUAGUGCCAAGAUAUCAAUGUAAAAAUACUCCAUGCACGUUCAAAAUCCUACUAAAAAAGUAAGUAGUAAAAAAAAAAAUUGUGUGUUCAUGUAAGACCCCAUCGCUCAUAGUAAUAAGCUGAUUGAGAAAAUAUGUUUAAGCGGGCCUUAAGUAAAAUGUGAAUGCAGGAUAAUUACUUGUAAUAGGGUAUUCUAUGGACAUGCGAGCAUUUUGGCAUGUCACAGUAGCACAGGUGUAAAUAAUAAAAUGAAUGAUGGCUGAAUUCCAUUUAGCUACGUCAGUUUCGGGGUUCUGGUAUUGGUAUUGUUUUGUUAAUGUUAUUAGUAACACCUGUAUUUUUUGUCUGCUCCUGAAAAGGCCUAUUGUGAUAUUGUUACUUUUACUUAGCUAAAGAAUCUGAAGAGUAUCUGAAAACUUAUUUAACCACAGACAGAAUGUAUGCAUUAAUGGCAAAUUCUAUAGUUAUUAGACCAGGAGCAUUUCUUUUUCUUUUCUUUUUCUUUUGGAUUUUUUUUUUUAAAUAAACCAACAUGCAGCACUGCUGUGUGACAAGCUGUAGGGAUUACAAUGUUCUCCAGUGACAGAUGGCAUGAGCACUGCAUGAGCAGUAGAAGUACCAAAUAGCUGUUAAUGAAACACUACUGAAACUCUUCUAAUGUUGUAAAUGUGCUAUAUACCUAAGUUAUAUUUGUGUGUGUGUGUGUGUGUGUGUGUGUGUGUGUGUGUGUGUGUGUGUGUGUGUGCGUGCGUGCGUUAUUGAAAUAUUGUAAACUAGAGAAACUGCUGUUGGAUGCUGACGCCUGAGGUGUGUCUAAGUGUGUCAAAUAUCACGUGUCUGUGUGUUAUUGUUAUUAAUAACACCUGUUUUGCGCUGCCUUAAAGCCUUCUGUGAGAUACAGUAUACAGACUGAUCACUUACUACAGAUUCACUUGAGAGGCAGAAAGCAACGAAAGGAACUCAAAUAGUAAAAAAUGUUAAAAUGUAAAUAACACCUGUGUUCAUGUGUAAUAAAGCUACUGUGACACCACAGAGAUCAUAGAAGAAGUCUAAUUAGCACAUCUCAGUCAGCUGUGUUCCCACCUGCAAUUAAUGGUUGCCAUGGCGAUGGUGCUGUUGAGUGACUCCUGGGUCAGACAGUUCACUUAAAGAUAUAAUAUGUAAUAUUUGCGCAUUAAAAUGUCUAAAAGCGACCAUACCUAUGUUAUAUAUUUUGUUUGGUUGUGUACUUACAUUAUCCUAAAUGUGUCCAACAAUGUUCAAACCCAGAGACAUCUAUAAUUUUAAUCAUUGACACGGAGCGUGUCAUUUAGUCGCUUGUCAAUGGUGUCAUAUAAUCUUUGACCCCUCUAGUAGCUCUAACAAAAAGAAGAACUUCGGCAAAACACGGGACAUGCCCGGAAACAAUCCAGUUUACUACGAUGUUCUCCGAUGACAAUUGGCUCAUGCUAAUGCUUGGUGGCUAAAUUGUACAGUAAUGUUAGACUAUAGCGUUAGCUAGCGCUGCGCAACCCGGCCAACCCAUCUGCCUUACUGCCCACACCUCGUCAGGAUGAGAGCGGACAACAGGCCCAGGGACACAGCCAUCGUUAGUCUCCCCAGCCAGCGACUACAGUCUCCCACCCCCCAAUCUGUGUUUAUAGCAUCAACAAUAUGGGAAGUAGAGCGAUCUAAAAAAGGUCCCUUCGUCUGAAAUUUUCUCAGUUAACAUGGCAAUCAAUAGGGCAGUUCAAUGGUUCUCCUGUCACUUUGAGGCUCAUAGCGCAAAAUGUGUAAGUAUCUUUGCUGAGAUAGUUGCAUUGUUUGAAAACAACAUUCUGUCCAUUCAUUUGAAUGGGCGAAGAAUUCACGAAAAAACAUUAAAUAAUUCGGACACUUCCGGGGCUCCGUAAGAUACAAACGCUAAAAGUACUUACGAUAAUGUUUUUUUAGAAGCUGAGCUAAACAACUUGAACAUGAAAAUGAAGAAAAAAGAAGUUUUUACUUAGGAGCUAAAGUAGUUAGGUGCCAAAAAAGGAAGAACAUUGCUGUCAACAAUCCCACAAAUUAAAGUUAUAUGUGCAUCCAUUGCCUUAGCAUAAUCAACAACAUAUGUAGAUAGAAAAUUCACAUUUAAAGACUAAAAUCUUGUCAACUCAUGAACAAACUGUUUACAGAGGUCAGAGUUUAUUUCUUUCUCAGUCACAGUUGCCACUCUGUACUAUGAUUAUCUAUGUCAGCCCUUAGCUUACUCCCUGAACAAAGAAAAUGUAUAAGAAUUAAAAUUUCUGAAUAAUUAUAAAUUAAACAAGAGUACAUUGUUCAAUUUUAGGUGUAUUAUUUCUGUGACUUCUUAAUAUUUAUUACUACUAUUUACACUAAAUGAUGUCCUUAAGACUUUACACCAAUUUUGAAAUUGGAAAAGUGAAAACUCUCAGACUAUGGUGUAAAUAAACUGAUGAGGAAAAAAGCCAACAGAUUUCAUUCUAAAUUUUACUGACCGCCAAAAAAUGAAAUGUCACUUUGCUAAAGGAACAUUAAACUUGUACUGCCACUUCAUAUCUCUGAGACGCAGAGUUAUCCCUAUUUAUUUUUUUAUUUACGUAUAUAAUUUCAACUGUUGCUAAAGAAUGGCUUUGCCUGAUGGAAAAUACCAUUAUUACCAACACCUCAGUGAUAAUGGAAGAGAGCUUUCUUAGUGUAAGCAUUUCUAUGUACAUGUUAAAAGUAUUGUGAUGAAAUGAACAGUCUCAGAGCCUUUUGGCUUGUAAUAUUUAAUCUGCCAUUUUUCUUGUCAGACCUGAAAACAAUUAAAUAAAUGCAUUGAAUGGC